GUCCCUUCAGAUCCUCCUGCUUCCAAAAAGCCCAAAAUAGAUGACUCUGCUUCCCAAUCUCCAGCUUCUACCGAGAAGGAAAAACAGUCCAGUUGGUUACGGUCCUUAUCCAGUUCAUCUAAUAAGAGCAUUGGCUGUGUCCACCCCCGUCAGCGUCUCUCAGCUUUUCGGCCCUGGUCCCCUGCUGUAUCGGCAAAUGAGAAAGAGCUCUCAACCCAUCUUCCCGCUUUGAUCCGAGACAGUUUUUACUCCUACAAAAGCUUUGAGAAUGCGGUGGCCCCCAAUGUGGCACUUGCACCUCCAGCCCAACAGAAAAUCGUCAGCAACCCGCCCUGUGCCACGGUGGUGUCGCGGAGCAGCGAGCAGCUCGGCACCGCUGCCCAGCCACGGAAACGGAAACUCGCUGCCGAGACCCCCGCCAUCCCAGAAACAGCGGCCACGGUCACGGCCACUGUCACUGCCCCUGAGGAGGAUAAGGAGUCGGAAGCAGAAAUUGAAGUGGAAACCAGGGAAGAAUUCACCUCGUCCUUAUCCUCGCUGUCCUCGCCGUCCUUUACUUCGUCCAGCUCUGCGAAGGACAUGAGCUCCCCCGGGAUGCAGGCCCCCGUCGCGGUCAGCAGCGCCUAUGAGGCCGCAGCGGCGCACUCCGACUCUCACAGCAGCGGGUUGGAAGCCGAGCUGGAGCACCUAAGGCAGGCCCUGGACAGUGGCCUGGAUACAAAAGAAGCCAAAGAAAAAUUCCUCCACGAAGUUGUGAAGAUGAGGGUGAAGCAGGAAGAGAAGCUGAACGCUGCCUUGCAAGCCAAGCGCAGCCUACACCAG
Molecule: messenger RNA, 822 nt
Organism: Mesitornis unicolor (brown roatelo)
Lineage: Eukaryota; Metazoa; Chordata; Aves; Mesitornithiformes; Mesitornithidae
Product: ski oncogene-like
Exons: 4
Biological process (GO): negative regulation of BMP signaling pathway
Cellular component (GO): nucleus
Molecular function (GO): DNA-binding transcription factor activity, RNA polymerase II-specific; RNA polymerase II cis-regulatory region sequence-specific DNA binding; SMAD binding
Source: RefSeq, a predicted model, not a curated record